CAAGGAAACAACAUGUACUUUAUCUGAUUAUUAUUAUGCUUUAAAUUAAUAGCAUUUCUUUCGUAAAAAGAAUAAAUAUUGUUUCAAAGACUUGUUCGUUUUCCUUGUGCAUAACCCCAAUGAACCAUUGAGAGCACUUCAAAAAUAUCAAAACAUCUUGGAAAUUAUAAUCAUGAUCAGUCGAAUGAUGGCAAGUUUAACUGUAUUCAUCAUUUUAAUCAUAGCUGUGAUGGUCACCGGAAGAGAGUAUGAUGAUACUCGUGAUGCUGAAAUAGACGAACUUUUGAAAAAACUAAAUAAACCUGCUCUUAAAUCCAUCAAGAGCCCAGACGGAGAUAUCAUAGAUUGUGUUCACAUGAAGAAUCAUCCAAUUUAUGAUAAUCCUUUAUUCAAAAACCACACCAUUCAGAUGAGACCAAGUUCUUACCCAAAAGGAUGGAACAAAGAAGCUUCAAAAACCCAAAACCAUAGUAUGGUGAUGCAACUCUGGACAAUCAACGGAAAGUGUCCAAAAAAUAGUAUUCCGAUCAUAAGACCGAGAAGAGAAAACAUUUUACAAGCUGAAUCAGUAGAAAGAUACGGGAGAAAAGAUCCCAAUAGCCUCCCUCAACCAAAGCCAACCAAUCCACCAAGUAAUACUACAAAUGAGUAUGCCAUAGUUACCGUAAAUUCGCCACAAGGCAAAUUUCAUGGAGCCCAAGCGGAUAUAAAUGUGUGGAAGCCCCAUGUACAAACGCGAAGAGAAUUUAGCCUAGCACAAAUAUGGGUCAUGGGUGGCACUUAUCCUAGCCGCGACACCAUUGAAGCUGGUUGGCAGGUGUUCCAGCGAUUUUAUGGUGAUGACAAGCCUCGAUUUUUUAUUUAUUGGACGGCUGAUGAAUACAAAAAGACAGGCUGCUACGAUCUUAGAUGUCCAGGUUUUGUUCAUGUCAACAGAGAUUUUGUUAUAGGUGCACCUAUGCCUAAAGUUUCCGUCAUGGGUGGUCGACAAGCAUCAUUUCUCACAACUAUAUGGAAGGAUCCCCGCACAGGGAACUGGUGGUUGAGAUUGGGUUACUAUCAGAUUCUCGGGUACUGGCCUUCCUCAUUGUUCAGUAAUUUAAAGAAUGGUGCUUCAGAAAUUCAUUGGGGAGGUGAAAUAACAAACUACAAGGAGGAUUCACAACACACAUCAACGAAUAUGGGGAGUGGUCGUUUCGGAUAUGAGGGAUAUAAAAAGGCUAGUUAUUUCAUGAAUCUUGAGAUAGAAGAAGACGGUGUUACGAAACCUCCUGAAAGUCUUACUCCCUUUGUGACUAAUCAGAAUUGUUACAAUGUAAUCCGAAAUCCUUUCCAUCCUCAGUUGGGGGCUUCCUUUUAUUAUGGUGGUCCUGGUCGAAAUGCUAUGUGUAAAUGAUUUCAUAUAUAUGUUAUGAAAAUGAGAGCAUGUA
Messenger RNA from Brassica napus (rape), 1430 nucleotides. RefSeq lists its product as uncharacterized. The transcript has 7 exons. Lineage: Eukaryota; Viridiplantae; Streptophyta; Magnoliopsida; Brassicales; Brassicaceae. The record is from RefSeq and is a predicted model, not a curated record. Bases 173 to 1396 code for a protein of 407 amino acids.